GAAUUUUUGAAUUAUUAGCGGGUGCGGUUUCCAGCUGAUUCCGACAUCCGUUGCACCUGAGUUUGAUAUGUCUCUUCGCUGUUCAAAAAGCUCAAGCUUUGUGUUCGAUGACUCAUCAUGCAACAAUCUGGAACUAAUUCACUUUCGUCUCACUGAUUCUGCUUUGAAAGAUAUUGAACAACUAGCUAGCAACCCCGGCAACCAUUCUUUCAAAAUAACCUUCAAUGGGUCCGAAGGAUCGUUUGCAGUGCCUGUUGGAAAGCAAAGCAGCAGGUUUACAUUUAGUACCUCAAGUGUAACAAGCACUCAUGAUGAGUCCGUUAACUGCCUGCGUAUCAGAGGGAACUCGACCCAAUGUUUGGGGAAAAUGUCGUCCAGAAUUACUGUCAAUGCCAAAGAAGAUAGUUUCUCUGCGGCGAAAGAAAGGAUGACUCAACUAGAAGAUGAAAAUAAAAAGUCACAGACGAAAGAACUUGGAUCGUCGAAAACUUUAGCCCAGCGAACUUCGGUAUCUCAGUCUUCUAAUAAAAGGAGCAGUCCAUGUGUCAAUAUGAAGGGGAAAGGAAAUGAAUUUCCGUCUCAAAAUGCGGAUGUUCCUAACCUCAAUCGGGUGCAGUCACAGAAUCCUGCUGGUUGUGGUCCCAGCCCACCGUUAGCGAACCCGGAGGUUUCCGUACGUUCAUUAAGAGAACGUAUUAUUCACAUACUGGCAUUACGACCGUAUCAGCGUCCCGAAUUAUUAUUACGCUUGUCACGCGAUGGUUUGUCGCGUACUCAGAAAGAUCAAAUUUCUGACAUACUGUCUGCAGUUGGUCGUGUUGGACGACAGUCAGCGUAUUAUCUUUUACCGUCUGUGAUAUCAGAAUUAGAUUGUAAUUGGCCAGGAUAUACGGGUGCUGAAAGAAAACGGAUCAUGUCUUUAAAGACCAAUCAACUGUCCCAAACAUCCCCUAAAUCUCCUGCUGAUCGAUCUCGAACUGCUUCUCCUGAUAAUUCAUCUACCCCUUCUUCCCUCCGAGUAUCUGAUGAUCAGUUUACUCGGCGUCCAACAAGAGCAAAUGCUCCAUCAGCUCCUCAUGCACUGAGUAAAAAGAUUGCUGCACUGGAUAUGCUCUGCGCAGGCGUUAGCGAUGUAGAGGUGGCAGCUCGUCUCGGGGUAUUCCGUGGAUUGUUAGAUCAGUGGCGGGCCAAUGAAUCAGAACUCCGAGAGAGAUAUCGUCGACUCAAUGCCAACUCAGACUCAGCACCUUCAACACAGAUCUCUAAUUCCACUCAAAAUUCUCAGGCAAAUGAUAAAUCUCUUGGUGCACGAUUGACGAAUCCUCCUACCUCCACAUCAAAUGACGUAGUUAACAAUCAGCGCUCAAAUUCAAAUAAUGCUGGAGAUACUAUUUCUCCACAUAAACGUGCUAGAUUAGAUGUCCCUAAUACAUCCUCCGGUUCAACAGAUCUCCAACAAAUGGAAUUGUCCUAUCCUACCUCUGAUAAAUCUAUAUCAAGGUGUGUUAUGCAUUCAUUUUCAAAUCGAAGCCAUGAUGAAAAUAGUCAAAGUGGGACAAUUUCACCUCCUCUUCAUGAUAAUCUUCAUACACUUGACACGUAUAAUCGGUCAAGUCAACCUUGUACAUAUAAUACAGCUGGUGGAAGUGAAGGUGAAAGUGCUGAGCAUACACCAUUCUCUAAUUCCAGUACCGGCAGCAGUGGUUACGGUGGUUCAAAUAAUGGUUUAACUGCUUCAAGUGGAAUUGUAAAUAACAGCAUUAAUAAUAAUAAUAGUGAUAUUCGUCGUGGAGGGUUAAUUGAACCGAUGAGUCAUGACCGUCCCACAUCUCGUGGGCAUUUGACGGCAUCAUCUGUACAUCACUCAGAGUUUCUUUCCAGUCGAUUACGUGUUGAAGACCAGUUAACUAAUGGUAAUAUACCUACAGUGAAUACAGCAGCGUGUGGCAAAACUCAGCAAAUUUUAUCACAGAAUGUUGUUGAAACUGAUUACCAAACGGAUGAUUUAAGCAGUAAACUAGCAGAGAUUGAUCGACUAUAUCCCCAAAUUUCUACACCGGAACAAGCAUCAAUGUAUUUAGCGGAAUUCGAGUGCACUUAUCCAACCUAUCUACGCAUGUAUCAUUCCUUCUCAGAUAUCUGGAAAACUGUCAGCAAUCUGAGAACACAGCUACUAGAAGCUACAAAAACUGAAGGAUUAGAUAGUGCAAAUACAACCCACUUAGCAAAUCAAUUAGAUAAAUUUAUGCGUCGUUCACGUACACCAAAAUAUCGUGAGGAUGAAAUCCAAUUGACGUUGAUGGUGCAUAAGUUACGCUUACUAAAGCAAAGACUUGCUGAUUCACGACGUUCUACUGCCGGUGGCGCUGCUGUGAAUAGUAGUAAUAGAGCAGCUGUGGAUAAUAAAGUUAAAUACCAUCAUCCUCAUCAUUCUAGAAGUAAUAGUAAUCAUAAUGUAAAGUCGCUUUCAUCAAAAUCACUAUCAUCAUCUGUAAACAAUAAGCACAGCAACAAUGCUGCCAACGUCAACAACAAUAAAACCAGUGCCAAAUCCUCAGAUAAUCAUCAUCCUAUGAAUAAUUGUAACCGGCAACUUUUAUCCGAUCUUAACGAUUGCUCUAACCUACUCCAAUGCAAUCAAGUUUAAAUAAAACAUGGCUCCUUUAUUGAUGGUGAUUACAGUCAUGAUGAUGAUAGUUUUUAAGAAAAAAAACAACAACAAUGAAACGAGAAAAAAAAGAGAAACAUUGUUUGUCUGAGUGUGAGUGCAUUGUGUCACUAUCUCCUUUAUAUCCUUAAUAUUUGGCCUUUGGUGCAAACACUUUUGUCCGCCUGUCUUCAUCUUUCUCCUCCCUCUUUUGUGGUUGUGUCCUACUCCUGCACUGUUAUUAUUACUACUACUAUGGAUUCCCGUUUUUCUCUGUGAAUCAUCAAAUCAUGAUGACUUCUACUGCUCUAUAAACUGGUCAGAUCGACUAUGUAUGUAUCUGUGUAGUUUUUCACAUUUAUACACUCCUUAGAUGUAAGUUUGGUUUUUAGAUUAAAAAAAAUAUUUUGCCCAUUUUGUUUGUUUGUUCCUUUAUUUUCCACGUUUUAUUUAUUUAUUUUUUUUAAAAUCAAUUAACUCAAUAUCAUUCUGCUUUCUUAUUGUUGCUGUAUAUUACAAUUAUUAUUGAUGCUGUGAUUGGCCUUUAUUUAACUUCUGAUGAAAGUUUCGAAUUGCUGGUUAGUAUUAUUAUUAUUGUUGUUAUUGCUACCACUAUUAUUCCUCCCUCCACCUCCUUUCAUCACAUGUUUUGUUGUUGUUCUUCUUAUGGUUUCACUCUGUUUAUCGGUUAAAGUGUGUAUAUAUACUGCUACUACUUCUACUGCACCAGUAUCCCCCAUCAUCAUCUGUGUAGUUCAGAGACGACAAGUGAAUACACACCACUUAGUAAUAAUAAUAGUAAUGAUAAAAACAGGCGUGUAUUGUAUUACCAAGUCCAAAGACAAAAAAAGUGUUUUUAUGCAUUCCUCCAUUUAAUUAUGAGAUGGUGAUAACACUCUACCCGUGCCUGUUAUUGUAUGUGUGUGUGUGUGCGUGUAUUGGUUUUAUUGUUGUAAUCUUUCUUAUUAUUCCAUAAAAGAAUCAGUGUGUUAUCUUUCUCAUUAACAUAGACAAACACACACGCACGCACAUACAAGAGGAAAACAACACAGAAACACUGACUGACAAUAGCACAAAUAAUAAACAAACAAAAAACUAUUGAGCAUUUCCUAUUUUUUUAGAAAAAAAUUUAGACUUCAAAAUUGUUCCAUGUUUUCUAUCUUUCUUUUUCUUUACAAACGCAUACUAAGAGAGAGGUGUUGUACGUAAGCUGCUGUAUAAGAAAAGGAUAAGAUAUUUAUUUAUAUAUACUACUAUUAAAGUACAAUGGUGUGUGUAAGUAUGCAGUGAGGCAUUUAUUUUACCUUACAAUUAUUUGUCAUUUCCUUUUUUCUGCCUAUUCUUCCUUAUAAAUGUAUCCAGAGUUAAUUUGGCAAUGAAAUGAACUAUACUAUAUGUGCGUCAUACAACAUUUGUGCCUCCCCCCUCCGCCAAUGAUGUAGGUGGAUAAAAAAGUGCUUGUCAUUCAUUGUAUUCUGUCUUCAUCUCCUCCUCCUCCUCGUUUCUAUUCACAGUUUGCCUUUUUUCGUGUCCAGUAUAACAUUUAAAAGCACAACUUGAUAGCCAGCCAACCAGUGAAUGUAUUCAAGUGACAAAUGAGAAUAAAAAAAAACGAGGUUUGGCAGUGGUGAGGGAUGGUGGACGAAAGAGAAACUGUGUAAUAGCAGUGUUGUACUGUAUUGCAUAGAUCUCCAACUCUUUACUCGCUUUGAAUUAUGCCCGUGCGUGUGUGUGUGUGUGUGUGUGUCAGUGUAUGCAUAGUGUACACAUUCCAUUUGCCAGCGGUUCAUUUCAUCAUGUCUUCCAUCUCCUCCUUGCUAUUAUUAUUAUUAUUAAGAAUAACAUCAUAACUAAUUUCUUUAAAUAUGAAUGUGUGUGACAAAUGAUCAUUGUUUCUUUUCUUUUGGUUGUAGUCUAUAAACUUGUUCACGCUGAUUUUGCAAUCAAUUCCUCUCAGAAAUCUUUGCAUUACUUAUCUUGACGCCUCCUACUUAAAACAUAUGAAUUAAAUUAUGCAUUAAAUUAUUUUAGAUGCUGGUGUCUUCUUCGCCCCUCUCUCUCCUUUUCUUUGUGUGUACAUUUAUGCUGCAUAUAAUGCAAAGUUAUCUUUCACUUUUCUCUCCCCUUCAUGUGUCUAAAUAACUUUUUUUAUGUUGUUAUUUUUAAAUAAUCUCUUUCAUGUUAAUCUUGUCUAACCGAGAGUUGGUUUUGUUUCUUGCAUUGUGUGUGUGUGUGUUGCUUUUACACGUGAAUGGACAUUUCACAUACAUUCAAUCACCUAUACCUUUACAGUUAUUGUGAUCAACUCAGUCACACUUACUUAUACUAUAUAUAAGCUUAUGUAAUAGUAAUAAUGUGAUUUAUAAAUUUUGAAAGCAAGCUGAUUUUCUUCCAUGUGUGUAUGUGUUGCUUUCUGAACUAAAAGGUAAAGAAUGAAAAUUAAAUCGAAGAAAGAAAUAGAGGACAGUAACAGUUCCCGCUAUUCUUUUUGUGAUCAGCUUUGAUGAUGGAUAGGAGUGGAAGCUUGUCAGUAAUUAAUAAUGGCGAUGCUAGUCGGUGUGUUGGUUGGGUGUCAGCUAUUCUAUUCUUUAUCACGCAGAUAAUCUCUGUGAUAUGUAUGCUUCUCAACAAAUGUGUGUAUAUCUAUUGUGCAUAAAUGUACAAUUCUUUCAACAUGAUACAUUUGAUAAUGUUACUUCUCAAUAACCACCACAACAACACAAAGCUCAUGCGAAAACAAGUUAACACUAUUUAUUAGGACACUGAAAAAAUCUGUCGGCUAUUUUCUAUACAAGACUUACACUGCUAUUCCCCUCUUUGUCCUCUUCACUCGCGUUCUUUCUUUGUCCGGUGAAUUGAAAAUAUCUUGUCUAUUGUGUAUGUGCGAAUAUAUAUACAUACAUGUAUCAAUUUCCUCCGGGUUUAUUGGUCGGUAGUCACCUAUGACAGUGAUUUGUGCGCGCACACACACAGCACUAUUAUUCGCCGCCUCCCUGCCUCCUCUGAAAAUAGUCUCAAAUCUAUCUCUUUGACUUCUCAUUUUAUUCCCCGUAUUUCCUGUUGUUCACCACCACCACCACCGGUACACACCUCUCUCCUUCCAUGUCUGUGCUGUUUCCACUUGUUGUUGAUGAAGAGCAUUUUCUCAUUUUAUGGACAAAACACAUCUUUACAAACGCAAAAAAAUGGUUGUUUUUAUUCAUAACAUUGUGCUAUGUUUAACUGUGUAGAAUUCUUUCCUCAAAAGUAUGCCAUUGUGUGUGUUUACACACGUAUAUAUAUGCACAUAAAAAUAUACAUAAAUGUAUUUUUAAAAUCCACUUUCUCUCUCUCUCUCUUAUUUUUAACCAUUCUCUCCUUUUGUCACCACCCCCACCUGUUCGGUUUGUGUAUAUUCUAUUCUAUUUUUUGUUGUGGUCGUUGUGAUGAUGUCAUAGGUCUUUCAUGCUAUCAUUAUUAUUACUACUAUUAUUAUAUAAUUACUCUCUCUCUCUCUCUCUCUCUUAUAUAUAUAUAUAUAUAUAUAUAUAUAUAUAUAUAUAUAU
Messenger RNA from Trichobilharzia regenti, 6192 nucleotides. The record is from the annotation of a GenBank genome assembly. Lineage: Eukaryota; Metazoa; Platyhelminthes; Trematoda; Strigeidida; Schistosomatidae.